Molecule: messenger RNA, 3600 nt
Organism: Myotis myotis
Lineage: Eukaryota; Metazoa; Chordata; Mammalia; Chiroptera; Vespertilionidae
Gene: ADAM23
Product: ADAM metallopeptidase domain 23
Exons: 26
Coding region: 341-2848 (835 amino acids)
Biological process (GO): proteolysis
Cellular component (GO): presynaptic membrane
Molecular function (GO): metalloendopeptidase activity
Source: RefSeq, a predicted model, not a curated record
GCUCCCGCGGCUCCGCAUCCUCAGCCCCAGCGGCAGCCCCCGCAGUCGCCGAAGCGGCCGCGCCCGCCGCGGGGAGGGAGGAGCAUCUGGGGAGGUUCCAAGUUGGCGGAGCCACUGGGACCCCCCCAGACUCUUCAGCGGCGGCUCGGGGCGGGCCUGAGACACGAGCAGGGCAGGGGGCACCGCCUCGUCCCUAGUCCCCGAGCCCUGAGCCCUGACCCCUGCCCGCGGCCGCACCAUGCGCGCCGAGCCGGCGUGACCGGCUCCGCCCGCAGCCUCCCCGCAGCCGAGUCCGGCGCUCUCCCCGGUCAUAGCGAGCGGCGCCCCGGAGCUAUGAGCCAUGAACCCGCCCGGCAGCAGCUCCCGGCGGCCGCCCCUAGCGGGCUGCAGCUUCCCGCGAGCCUCCAGCGACCCCCGCGGCGGCGGCCCCGGCCCCGCCGGCCCGGCGCCUGCCCGCGCCCUGGCCCGCGCGCCUCCUUGCCGCCUGCUCGUCCUUCUCCUGCUGCCUCCUCUCGCCGCCUCGUCCUGGCCCCGAGCCUGGGGGGCUGCUGCACCCAGCGCUCCGCUGUGGAAUGAAACUACAGAAAAAAAAUUGGGAGCCCUGGCAGAUGAAGACAACACAUUGCAAUGGAAUAGCAGCAGUAACACCAGUCACAGCAGUGCCACGCAGAAGGAAAUAACACUGCCUUCAAGACUGGUCUAUUACAUCAACCAAGACUCCGAAAGCCCUUACCACGUUCUUGACACAAAGGCAAGGCACCAGCAAAAGCAUAACAAGGCUGUCCAUCUGGCCCAGGCAAGCUUCCAGAUUCAGGCCUUUGGCUCCAGGUUUAUUCUUGACCUCACACUGAACAAUGGCUUGCUGUCUUCUGAUUACGUGGAGAUUCACUAUGAGAAUGGGAAACCACAGUACUCUAAGGGUGGAGAGCACUGUUAUUACCAUGGGAGCAUCCGAGGCGUCAAGGACUCCCGGGCAGCUCUGUCGACCUGCAAUGGACUUCAUGGUAUGUUUGAAGAUAAUACCUUUGUGUAUAUGAUUGAACCACUGGAGCUGAUUCAUGAUGAGAAAAGCACAGGUCGACCACAUAUAAUCCAGAAAACCUUGGCGGGACAAUAUUCUAAGCAAAUGAAGAAUCUCAGUGUGGAAAGCAGUGAUCAGUGGCCCUUUCUAUCUGAAUUACAGUGGUUGAAAAGGAGAAGGAAGAGAGCAGUGAAUCCAUCUCGUGGUGUGUUUGAAGAAAUGAAAUAUUUGGAACUUAUGAUUGUUAAUGAUCACAAAACGUAUAAGAAGUAUCGCUCUUCUCAUGCACACACCAACAACUUUGCAAAGUCUGUGGUCAACCUCGUAGAUUCUAUUUACAAGGAGCAGCUCAAUACCAGGGUUGUCCUAGUGGCUGUGGAGACCUGGACUGAGAAGGAUCACAUCGACAUCACCACCAACCUUGUGCAGAUGCUCCAUGAAUUCUCCAAAUACCGGCAGCGUAUCAAGCAGCACGCCGAUGCUGUGCAUCUCAUCUCGCGCGUGACAUUCCACUAUAAGAGAAGCAGUCUGAGUUACUUCGGAGGUGUCUGUUCUCGCACGAGGGGAGUUGGUGUGAAUGAGUAUGGUCUUCCAAUGGCAGUGGCACAAGUAUUAUCGCAGAGCCUGGCUCAAAACCUUGGAAUCCAAUGGGAACCUUCUAGCAGAAAGCCAAAAUGUGACUGCACAGAAUCCUGGGGAGGCUGCAUAAUGGAGGAAACAGGGGUAUCCCAUUCCAGAAAAUUCUCAAAGUGCAGCAUUUUGGAAUAUAGAGACUUUUUACAGAGAGGGGGUGGAGCCUGCCUUUUCAACAGGCCAACGAAGCUAUUUGAGCCCACAGAAUGUGGAAAUGGAUACGUAGAAGCUGGGGAGGAAUGUGAUUGUGGUUUCCAUGUGGAAUGCUAUGGUUUGUGCUGUAAGAAGUGCUCUCUCUCCAAUGGGGCCCACUGCAGCGAUGGGCCCUGCUGCAACAAUACCUCAUGUCUGUUUCAGCCAAGAGGAUAUGAAUGUCGGGAUGCUGUGAAUGGGUGUGAUAUUACCGAGUACUGUACUGGGGACUCGGGCCAGUGCCCACCAAAUCUUCAUAAACAAGAUGGAUAUGCAUGCAAUCAAAAUCAGGGUCGCUGCUACAGUGGGGAGUGCAAGACCCGGGACAACCAAUGUCAGUACAUCUGGGGAACAAAGGCUUCGGGGUCCGACAAGUUCUGCUAUGAAAAGCUGAACACAGAAGGCACGGAGAAGGGAAACUGUGGGAAGGACGGAGACCGAUGGAUUCAGUGCAGCAAACAUGAUGUGUUCUGUGGAUUUUUACUCUGUACCAACCUUACCCGAGCUCCACGUAUUGGUCAACUUCAGGGAGAGAUCAUCCCAACUUCCUUUUAUCAUCAAGGCCGGGUGAUUGACUGCAGUGGUGCUCAUGUGGUUUUAGAUGAUGACACAGAUGUGGGCUACGUGGAAGAUGGAACUCCAUGUGGCCCAUCGAUGAUGUGCUUAGAUCGGAAGUGCCUACAGAUUCAGGCCCUGAAUAUGAGCAGCUGCCCACUCGAUUCCAAGGGUAAAGUCUGCUCAGGCCAUGGGGUGUGUAGUAAUGAAGCCACCUGCAUCUGUGAUUUCACCUGGGCGGGAACAGACUGCAGUAUCCGGGAUCCAGUGAGGAACCUUCAUCCCUCCAAGGAUGAAGGACCCAAGGUGAACCUGGCCACGAGCAGGCUAAUAGGUGCUGUGGCAGGCACCAUUCUGGCCCUGGGGGUGAUUUUUGGAGGCACGGGGUGGGGAAUAGAAAAUGUCAAGAAGAGGAGGUUCGAUCCUAGUCAGCAAGGCCCCAUCUGAAUCAGCUGCGGCGGAUGAACGGUGCCUCGCACUGUUGGAUUCUGGAUGUGGCGCGCUUUCAGCAAUGUUGCCGGAACUGUUAAGUCUGUAAACAAGAACACUGGGUGGUCAUGACUGUAGAACUCAAGUUGGGGUGACCAGGAUGAGGUCAAAGAAAACUGUCCUUUUUGGAAAUCAUUUCAAAGAACUCCUCCCACCACCUGUCAAUAAAAGGGGGAGCAAAAGACAAUGUUCUAAAAAGAACUGUUUCAGAAUCUCCUUUUUUUUUUUUCUAAAGGAAGAAGGAACAACAACAAAAAUUAAGUGCAAUAAAUGAACCAUUAAAGAUAGCAAAUGAUUUUGUUUUUCUUCCUCAGCCUGCUGGCACUUAAUAUCUUCUAAAUGAUCUGGCAUGAUUUCUUUUCUCUUUUCCUACCAAUGACACACUCCAGUGGCAUGAAGAUCUAAUUUUCGAAAGGGUAAAAUCUGCAUGGCAUAUCUACAACAAGCAGCUAGCAAGCCAACCCGCAGCCAAACCUGCAACUGAAUUCCUAAGGUGGACAUGACAGGUGAACAUGAGGAGGCUGCCUGGCCCCGCCCCCUAGUCUAGACCAGGCCACCAACUCUCUGCGCUCCUUGAUUCAUUCUUUCAUUCAGUUUCUCUUGGACCAGGCAGCCAUGGGACAUGGGAGCUGGGACUUGAGAGUGGAUACUAUUGUAAAGUUCUUUUAUAAAUGUAAAUAUGGAAAUAAGAGAUUUUGACACAUCCUGUU